AUGAACUACCUCUACUCAACAGUCAACACGCUGAGGGAUCGCUACACCCCCGUCACGCACACCUCGACCUUCCGCAACACCGGCCAAAUCACCCCCGAAGAGUUCGUCGCUGCCGGCGACUACCUCGUCUACAAGUUCCCGACCUGGUCCUGGAGCGACGCCGACAACGAGUCUCUCCGCGCCAGCUACUUGCCCCCCGGCAAGCAGUUCCUCGUCACGCGAAACGUCCCCUGCCACCGCCGCCUCAACGACGACUUUGCCGGCGACGCCGCCCACGAGGAGUCCAUCAUCAACGAGGGCGACGACUUCAAGAACAAGGCUGAUGCCGCUGACGACGAUGGCUGGCUGCGCACCGGCGGCCUGGCAAGCUCGCAGCCGCUCAAGGCGCGCGAGGUCAAGACGGUAGACGAUUCGGGUAACGUCGGCGACGACGACCUGUACGGGCUGGACGACGACAUCCCGGAUAUGGAGGAUGAGGAGGAAGACGAUGCCGUUCUUCGCAUCGAGCCUGGCAACACCGCUCGACGUACGUACAACCUCUACAUCAUGUACACGCCCUACUACCGAACGCCGCGUCUCUACCUCUCCGGCUACCAAGCGAGCGGUCAUCCUCUACCGCCCAUGAAAAUGAUGGAGGACAUCGUUGGUGACUACAAAGACAAGACGGUCACGCUCGAGGAGUUCCCUUUCUUCGCCAACCACGUCCGCAUGGCCAGCGUCCACCCCUGCAAGCACGCGCCCGUCAUGAAGUCGCUGCUGGAUCGUGCCGAUGCUGCGCUGCGCCUUCGCAGAGAGAAGCUGAAAGCGAGUAAGAAGCAGUCGGGCGAUGGAAAGGACGUCGAGGGCCUGGCCAGCGAACUGGAGCAUCUGGACGUCAAGGGCGCCCAGGAGGCCGCUGACAAGGACGAAUGGGAAGAGGUGCAGGAGAAUGAGGUGGAUGACCAGGAGGUUGCCAUCCGAGUAGACCAGUAUCUGGUUGUAUUCUUAAAGUUCAUGGCUAGCGUUACGCCUGGUAUCGAGCACGACUUCACCAUGGGUGUCUAA
This is a messenger RNA of Trichoderma breve, 1044 nucleotides long. Its product is annotated as autophagocytosis associated protein, active-site domain-containing protein. Lineage: Eukaryota; Fungi; Ascomycota; Sordariomycetes; Hypocreales; Hypocreaceae. The record is from RefSeq and is a predicted model, not a curated record. Gene Ontology annotation, biological process: autophagy of mitochondrion; nucleophagy; autophagosome assembly. Gene Ontology annotation, molecular function: Atg8-family ligase activity. Bases 1 to 1044 code for a protein of 347 amino acids. The transcript is spliced from 3 exons. Gene Ontology annotation, cellular component: cytoplasmic ubiquitin ligase complex; cytosol.